UUAAUUUAUAUAGGGAUACCUUAUCUUUUUGCUUGGCCAAAAAAUAUCCUUUCUCUUUAAGCUUUUGAAUCAACAAGAGGGCGCCAACUUAUACAGAACCAGUUAUGGCUUCCACUUCAGUUUCCUCUUCAAUAAGUCUGCAAAGCAAUGCGCAAAACCCGAGCUUCCCAUCAAACACAACUACGAAAGUAUUCCUAAACAACUUAAUAAAGUUGUCUUCCUUUUCAUCUCCUUUAUCUAAAACCAUCAUUGUAAAAUCUUCAAGCACUGCCAAGUACAAUGAAGUUGUGGUGGAUGAAGAUAUGGACAGAAUCAGGAGACUCCAGAAUGGUUCGGAUGUUCGUGGGGUGGCGUUGAAAGGCGAAAAGGGCAGGACGGUUGAUCUAACACCGCCUGCUGUGGAUGCUAUCGCUGAGAGUUUCGGUGAGUGGGUUAUCCAUGGCUUGGAGAAGGAGAAAGGACAUCCUGUGGAGAAUGUCAGGGUAUCCCUUGGCAAAGACCCUCGGAUUUCUGGAGCAUCUUUGAGUGUAGCAGUGUUUGCUGGUCUUGCUCGUGCCGGUUGUUUGGCCUUUGACAUGGGACUUGCAACCACACCAGCUUGUUUCAUGAGCACAAUAUUGCCUCCAUUUGCCUAUGAUGCUUCUAUUAUGAUGACAGCAUCUCACUUGCCCUAUACAAGAAAUGGUCUGAAAUUUUUUACUAAGAAAGGAGGACUUACUUCACCGGAUGUGGAGGAGAUUUGUGAUAAAGCAGCCAGAAAGUAUGCAAACCGGCUUGCAAAAGUGUCAACCAUGCUCUCUGCUCUUCCAACAAAAGUUGAUUUCAUGAGCACUUAUGCAAACCACCUCCGGGACAUAAUCAAGAAGAGGGUCAACCAUCCAUCACAUUAUGAUACUCCUCUCCAAGGAUUUCAGAUAGUAGUAAAUGCUGGAAAUGGAUCUGGAGGCUUCUUCACAUGGGAUGUCUUAGACAAGCUUGGAGCAGACACAUUUGGGUCUCUGCAUCUCAACCCAGAUGGCAUGUUCCCCAACCACAUUCCCAACCCAGAGGACAAAACUGCCAUGGCACUCACCAGAGCUGCCGUGCUAGAAAACUCUGCUGAUCUCGGAAUUGUUUUUGAUACCGACGUUGAUCGAAGUGGUGUCGUAGAUAACAAAGGAAAACCCAUUAAUGGUGAUAAACUCAUUGCUCUUAUGUCUGCUAUUGUGUUGAGGGAACACCCUGGAACAACUAUUGUCACUGAUGCUAGAACUAGUAUGGCACUCACAAGAUUCAUCACUAGCAGAGGAGGUCACCAUUGCUUGUAUCGUGUUGGGUAUCGGAAUGUCAUUGAUAAAGGUGUCAAGCUGAAUGAAAAUGGCAUUGAAGCUCCCCUCAUGAUGGAAACAACAGGGCAUGGUGCUCUCAAAGAGAAUUAUUUCCUUGAUGAUGGAGCUUACAUGGUGGUAAAAAUCAUCAUUGAAAUGGUAAGGAUGAAGCUUUCAGGAUCAGAUGAAGGUAUUGGUAGCCUCAUAAAUGAUCUUGAAGAACCAAUAGAAUCUAUUGAGCUAAGGAUGAACAUAGUCUCCGAACCGAGACAUGCCAAGGCAAGAGGAGUUGAGGCAAUCGAAACAUUUCGUAACUACGUUGAGGAAGGGAAACUUGAAGGGUGGGAACUGGACACCUGUGGAGAUUGUUGGGUGAGUGAAGGCUGCCUUGUUGAUUUAGAUGAUACCCCGGCUACCAUUGAUGCUCACAUGUAUAGAGCAAAGGUUUCGGAUGAGGAACACGGACAACAUGGUUGGGUACACAUCAGGCAGAGCAUUCACAACCCAAAUAUAGCGGUAAAUAUGCAGUCAUCUGUGCCUGGCGGUUGCCUAACAAUGACAAGAGCUCUCAGGGACAAAUUUCUAUUGCCUAGUGGUGUGGAUAGAAUUCUUGACAUUAGCCAGAUCGAUAAGUAUGGAAAAAGUGGACGACUAGCCUGAACUACAAAUCAAUGGGGAGUAGAUAUGAACCUUUAUAUGCAUGUAGAUAUAGAUUAUCAUAUUUCAUAUAAUUCAUAGAAUUCCACGUAUAGUGUACAGCCACGUAUAAAACUUAUUUUCCUACUCAUUGAGGAGAUGUAAUUAAAAUAAAAUGAAACCACUGUAUACCAUAUUCCGAGGUUUCAGAUACCAUUGAAAACAAUGAAAGAAGAAAAUGAAGUAGUUUAGUUAUGGCAGGUAGUUCCUCUGCUAGAGUCCUGAUUGGAACUACGGCAUUUUCAUGGUUUUCAUGGUUUCCUUUUAACAUAUAAUCCUCGUGGAUUCUCAUAAAAGAUGUGUUAUUCA
Ziziphus jujuba (common jujube) is the source of this 2312-nucleotide messenger RNA. RefSeq lists its product as uncharacterized. The record is from RefSeq and is a predicted model, not a curated record. Lineage: Eukaryota; Viridiplantae; Streptophyta; Magnoliopsida; Rosales; Rhamnaceae. Gene Ontology annotation, biological process: carbohydrate metabolic process. The transcript is spliced from 7 exons. Gene Ontology annotation, cellular component: chloroplast stroma. Gene Ontology annotation, molecular function: phosphomannomutase activity. The coding region runs from base 105 to 1967 and encodes 620 amino acids.